Messenger RNA from Platichthys flesus (European flounder), 9745 nucleotides. RefSeq names its product CDC42 binding protein kinase alpha (DMPK-like) b (gene cdc42bpab). The coding region runs from base 1105 to 6552 and encodes 1815 amino acids. Gene Ontology annotation, cellular component: cytoskeleton; actomyosin; cytoplasm. Gene Ontology annotation, biological process: actomyosin structure organization; peptidyl-threonine phosphorylation. The transcript is spliced from 44 exons. The record is from RefSeq and is a predicted model, not a curated record. Gene Ontology annotation, molecular function: protein serine/threonine kinase activity; ATP binding. Lineage: Eukaryota; Metazoa; Chordata; Actinopteri; Pleuronectiformes; Pleuronectidae.
GUGUAGAAGCGAGCGAGCGACCGGCGGCGGAGGAAGGCAACGACAAGGGGAGUUCUGGCCGUGUCCCGUAUUUGGAACAAGCGAGACCAGACUGCAGCUUUUCCUCCUGACGCGACACCAGCGCCCGUAUAACCUUCAGUGAAGGACCCGCUGCUUUAUUUUUUUUGACGGCUAACUUAUCGGGGCUGCUGGGGGACUCCUGAGCGAGCCGCGGUCUGGAGCCGGGGAGAAGCUCGAGAGACAUUUCUGGACGCGGAAUGGGAUUUAAAGAACAUAUCUGCCUGCGCCGAGUUGGGAGAACAAGCGGAUAAUUUUUUUCUUUCUUUUCCACUUGGAUGAAAACCGCCACACAAUUCCAAACACCGUCCGAACUGGUUGGAUUGAGUUCAGCUUGGUUAACACGUCGCGGUAUCACAUGUCAACUCCUGGAAAAAAGGGGGCGACGAUGGCAUUUAUGAGCGGAGAAAAGUAGCGUUCACGUUAGCUCGCUGGCUAGCUAACCGUGCUAACCUAGCAGGCUGCUAACUAAGCCUGUGUCGCCCUUCCAUUCCUGGAGCAGAGGAGGGGCGCUGGGGCUUUGUAGCAUUGCAGACCUGCCUUUGCAACAAAAACAUUUUUGGGUUUGCUGCAGGAAUGGAGACCCCCAGGAAUCUGCCAAAACAACUCGGGGGUAUCUGCUGAACCCGAACCCACUCGAUUGUUUCCCCGCAAGGAGAAGGACAGGAAAGUUCAGGCUAAACGCUGGGGUUUGAUCAGCAUUAGCCGCCCCGGGGCAGCCGGGGUCUCUGAGUCGCGACCACUUCUUUUCUUAUGCACUGUGUUGGGGUUAGGUCUCGUGAAAUGGGGAAGUCCUGCACGUCUUAUACGCCUCCUAGAUGCUGGAUCUCGGUAGGGAGAUCAUGAAUAGGUCGGUGUUACCUUGGAAUUAGCCCUCGGCUUGCCCUCUACUCAAAACACUAUUAUUUUUAAGACGUAUUCAAGGUGAGGGAAAACUUCUCUUCGCGGGCCCCUCUGCGCUAACUCACAGGCCCGGGAGGUGCUUGUUAACCCGGACUCUCCCAGCUUCUCCACCAUCAUUACUUCAAACCCCACCAAGCCGGAAUAAUGUCGGGAGAGGUGCGUUUGAAGAAGCUGGAGAAGCUGAUCCUGGACGGGCCACCUCAGUCCAAUGGCCAGUGUCUGAGUGUGGAGACCCUGCUGGAUAUCCUGGUGUGCCUCUACGAUGAGUGCAACAACUCCCCACUCAGGAGAGAGAAGAAUAUCCUGGAGUUUUUGGACUGGGCCAAACCCUUCACAUCCAAAGUGAAGCAGAUGCGCCUCCACAAAGAAGACUUUGAAAUCCUUAAGGUGAUUGGACGAGGAGCCUUCGGAGAGGUUGCAGUCGUAAAAGUGAAAAACACUGACAAGGUAUUCGCUAUGAAGAUUCUCAACAAGUGGGAGAUGCUGAAGCGAGCUGAGACGGCGUGUUUCCGGGAGGAGCGUGAUGUGUUGGUAAACGGAGACUGCCAGUGGAUCACCACCCUGCACUAUGCCUUCCAGGAUGACAAUAAUUUGUAUCUGGUCAUGGACUACUAUGUGGGUGGUGACCUGUUGACUCUGCUCAGUAAGUUCGAGGACCGACUGCCAGAGGAGAUGGCCAAGUUCUACCUGGCGGAGAUGGUGCUCGCCAUUGACUCAGUUCACCAGCUUCACUACGUCCACAGGGACAUUAAGCCAGACAACAUUCUUCUGGAUAUGAAUGGCCACAUCCGCCUGGCAGACUUCGGCUCCUGCCUCAAACUCAUGGAGGACGGGACGGUCCAGUCCUCCGUGGCGGUGGGGACUCCAGACUACAUCUCCCCAGAAAUCCUCCAGGCCAUGGAGGACGGGAAAGGCAAGUACGGUCCUGAGUGCGACUGGUGGUCCCUGGGCGUCUGCAUGUAUGAAAUGUUGUACGGCGAGACCCCUUUCUAUGCAGAGUCCCUGGUGGAAACCUACGGGAAGAUCAUGAACCACAAGGAGCGAUUUCAGUUCCCACAGCAGAUAUCAGAUGUGUCAGAGGACGCAAAGGAUCUGGUUCGCAGGCUCAUUUGCAGUCGAGAGCAUCGAUUGGGUCAGAAUGGCAUUGAGGACUUCAAGCAUCACCCCUUCUUCACUGGCAUCGACUGGGAAAACAUCCGCACAUGUGAGGCCCCAUAUAUCCCAGAAGUCAGCAGUCCCACCGAUACCUCCAAUUUUGACGUGGAUGACGACUGUCUAAAGAACUCGGAGACCAUGCCCCCUCCCUCUCACACUGCCUUCUCUGGCCACCACCUGCCCUUUGUGGGCUUCACUUACACAAGUAAAUGUACUCUAUCUGACCGAGGCUGCCUGCGGCAACUGGCAGUGGAGCCGGGUAGAGCAGGUCAGGAUCAGUUGGACACGGAUGUCAAGCGCGGUCUGGAAGACAGCCUGGCCACCGAGGCCUAUGAGAGGAGAAUCCGUCGGCUGGAGCAAGAGAAAGUAGAGCUGUGCCGCAAACUGCAAGAGUCGACUCAGACGGUGCAGGCACUGCAGCAUCCAACAGGCGAAGGUCCCCCGAGCGCCAACAAGGAGGUGGAGAUCAGGAGUCUGAAGAGCGAGAUCGACAUCCUCAAGAAGCAGAUUGCUGACUCGGGACAACUGGAGAAGCAGCUGGAGGAUGUGUCGUCGGCUCGCAGAGACUUGGAGGACUCAUCUAAAUACAUUAAAACCCUUGAGAAACAGAUGAGGAGCAUUACACAGGAGAGAGAUGAUAUGCACAAGGACCUUACGGAAGCCACUGAGAAGAUGAAGGGUCAGUCGAAGGACCUGAAGGAAGCUCACAGUCAGAGAAAACUGGCCAUGCAGGAAUUUUCAGAGCUCAAUGAGAGACUAACAGACCUCAGGUCGGCGAAGCAGCGUCUGGUUCGCCAGGUGCGCGAUAAGGAGGAGGAGAUGGAGAGCCACAGUCAAAAGGUGGAGGCUCUCCGCCUUGAGGUGCGAAAGGCCGAGAGGGCCAAGAAGGAGAUGGAGGCGCAGGCGGAGGAGCAGUCAGUAGAGGCUCAGAAAGAGAGGAAGCUGAGAGAGAGGAAUGAGCAGUACAGCCGACAGCUGGAGGAGGAGCUGGAAGGGCUUAAGUUGAAGCAGUCCGGUCCCCCUGCCACUCCGGGUUCAGCUGAUCAGUCCCAGGAGGUAGGACGCCUGCGGGGAGACUUGGAGAAGAAGACAGUCCUGUACGAGGAGGAGUUGACUCGUAGGGAGACGCAGCACGGCAGCGAGCUGAAGGCUCUGCGUAAGGAGCUAAGGGAUGCUGAGAGCCAGCAUCUCGCUCUGCAGAAAGAAAUCCUGAUGCUCAAAGACAAGCUGGAUAAGACUCGUCGAGAGAGCCAAAGCGAAAGGGAAGAGUUUGAGGCCGAGAACAAGCAGAAGUAUGAGAGGGAUAGAAUCCUGCUCUCUGAGGAAAACAAGAAGUUGUCCAGUGAAUUGGAUAAGCUGACAAGCAUGUUUGAGAAGGUGAGCGGCUCCAACCGACAGCUGGAGGAUGAGAUGAGGGAGCUGGCUGACAAAAAGGAGAGCGUCGCCCACUGGGAGGCUCAAAUCACAGAAAUCAUCCAAUGGGUGAGUGAUGAGAAGGAUGCUCGGGGAUACCUGCAGGCUCUGGCCACUAAGAUGACAGAAGAGCUGGAGGGACUGAGAAACACCAGCCUGGGAGCCAGAGCAACGGACAUGCCAUGGAAGAUGCGACGCUUUGCCAAGCUGGACAUGUCGGCCCGUCUGGAGCUGCAGUCAGCCUUGGAUGCUGAGAUCAGGGCCAAGCAGGGCAUCCAGGAUGAACUGAACAAAGUCAAGGCCAACAACAUGUCCUCAGAAUGUAAACUGCAGGAGGUGGAAAGUAAAAACCAGGAACUCCUGGCUGAGAUCGACCGGCUGAAAAAGGAGACAGAGGAGCUUCGACUACGAAGGGGUGUCAAGCACCAGGAUUCCCAGAAUUCCUUCUUGGCUUUUCUCAAUGCCCCCACCUCAGCGCUAGACCAAUUUGAUGACUCUUAUUCCUCAUCCUCAUCCUCUUUAAUAGAGUUUUGGGAAGACCGCUCGCCAUCCGUUGGCCCAACUAGCAAAGGCAGACGUGUGGACUCCAUGGAUAACUUCACCCCCUCCAACACUCCAUCCCGGGAAGAUGACCCCAAGUCCCACCUCAAGUCCCGUUCACGUUCACCCUCAAUGGCUAGUGAUAUGGAGCCCAUAGAGUUAAUAGACCAUCCUCCUCGUACGCCCACCAUGCGGUCAGGAGGGUAUGGCAGUAUUGGACGCUCCUCACCUAAGCCCAAAGCACAUCAGUUUGUGGUGAAGUCAUUCAGCACUCCCACUAAGUGUAACCAGUGCACUUCCCUCAUGGUGGGGCUCAUACGUCAAGGUUGUACCUGUGAAGUGUGUAACUUCUCCUGCCAUGUAACGUGUGCGGACAAGGCUCCGGCUGUGUGUCCCGUGCCCCAGGACCAGACCAAGGGCCCGCUGGGUAUUGACCCUCAGAAGGGCAUCGGGACUGCGUACGAAGGGCAUGUCAGGGUUCCCAAGCCCACCGGGGUGAAGAAGGGUUGGCAGAGGGCAAUGGCUGUGGUGUGCGACUUCAAACUGUUUCUCUACGAACUGGGAGAAGGAAAAGCAACAGUACCCAGUGUAAUCGUCAGCCAAGUCAUAGAUAUGAGGGAUGAAGAGUUUUCAGUCAGUUCUGUCCUGGCCUCUGACGUCAUCCACGCCAGCCGCAAAGACAUCCCCUGUAUAUUCAGAGUGACGGCGUCCCAACUCUCCCCCUCCAGCAGCCACAAGCCCUCCAUCUUAAUCCUGGCAGACAGCGACCAGGAGAGGAACAAAUGGGUGGGUCUCCUCAACGAGCUCCACCGCAUCCUCAAGAAGAACAAGCUCAAGGAGCGCUUCGUCUACAUCCCCAAGGAGGCUUACGACAGCACGCUGCCGCUCAUCAAGACAACACAAUCUGCUGCUAUCAUAGAUCACGAGCGUGUCGCCCUGGGCAAUGAGGAAGGCCUUUUUGUCAUCCACGUCACAAAAGAUGAAAUAAUCCGGGUGGGAGACAAUAAGAAAGUGCACCAUAUCGACCUGAUCGCCCAGGAGCAGUUGCUGGCCGUCAUCUCCGGCAGGAACCGCCAUGUGCGGCUCUUCCCCACACAGGCCCUGGAUGGCCGCGAGAUCGACUCGUACAAACUGGCCGAAACAAAAGGCUGCCAGACCAUCGUCUCCGGGCCUGUCCGCAACGGCUCGCUCACCUGCCUCUGUGUGGCCAUGAAGAGACAGAUCAUCUGCUACGAGGUGAAUAAGAGUAAAACACGUCACCGUCGGUUGCGAGAGGUGCAGGCCCCGGGGCCCAUUCAGUGGAUAGGUCUUCUCAAUGAGCGUCUCUAUGUGGGCUACACGUCCGGCUUCACCCGCUACAGUGUUCAUGGUGACAUUUCCCCGGUCAACCUUCUCCAUCACGAGGACCACACCCUGGCCUUCAUCCCGCAGCAGGGCCUGGAAGCUCUCUGUGCUGUGGAGAUCUCCAGCAAAGAGCUGCUGCUGUGCUUCAGUUCCAUUGGAGUCUAUGUGGACUCCCAGGGCCGCAGGUCGCGUCAGCAGGAGCUGAUGUGGCCGGCUGUGCCAAACUCCGCCUGCUACAACGCCCCCUACCUGUCAGUGUACAGUGAGAACGCUGUGGAUGUGUUUGACGUCAACACCAUGGAGUGGAUUCAGACCAUCCCUCUCAAGAAGGUGCGGCCUCUGAACAUUGACGGCUCCCUGAACCUGCUGGGGCUGGAGACAGUCCGACUCAUCUACUUUAGAAACAAGACGGCCGAGGGAGAUGAGCUGGUCGUCCCGGAGACGUCAGACAACAGCAGGAAGCAGAUGGUGCGCAGCAUAAACAACAAGAGACGCUUCUCCUUCAGGGUUCCUGAGGAAGAGCGACUCCAGCAGAGGAGGGAGAUGCUUCGAGACCCCGAGAUGAGGAACAAGCUGAUCUCCAACCCCACCAACUUCAACCACGUGGCCCACAUGGGACCAGGAGACGGGAUCCAGAUCCUUAAAGACCUGCCCAUGAACGUUCGUGUUCAGGAGAACCGUGCAGGUUUCAGUGGUUCCGUCAGUAUCCCCUCCAUCACCAAGAACCGUGCCGAGCCAGGCCGCUCCAUGAGCGCUAGCAGUGGACUGGGCAUCCGCUCAUCCUCUCAGAACGGCAGCGCUCUGCGUAGAGAACUGUCAGGAGGAAGCUACGGCUCCAAACGUCAGACCAUGACGUCUCCCUCGGAGAGCUCCCUGUCCUCUGGUGGAGGAAUGGACUGCGGUGACGCUCCACUCUCACAGUUUGACAGAGAGUGGCAGGCGGUCUCACCGUCGGAGAAGACCCCCGAUCUGAAAAGGGCUUUAAGGACCCUGCUUAGUAAGAUGAAGGACUCGGACUCCCCCCGUCACUCCACGGCCUCCAACAGCUCCACCUUCAGCAGCCCCCCCAGCCCGGCCUCCCCACACAAGACCAAGUCCCUGUCCCUGGAGAGCACAGACCGGAUGGGCUGGGACACAUGAGCCCCCCCUGCAGCCUGUCGCCUGCCCAUUCCCCCCCCCCCCCCAACUGACCGGCCCACAGCACAGGACUCCAGACCCUCCUCCUCCUCCUCUUCUUCUUCCUUCUCUACUUCCUCCACCGCAGCCUCUCACCUCCUCUCAGAACUCCCCCCUCCCUGCCCAGAGAACUGCAGCUCCCAGCCCCCCCUCCUCAUGAACAUUUGUCCCACUUUACGACCUCAGUAUGUCUCUCUUCCCCCCCCCCGACGCCGAGCAGAAACACUGAGACUGACGGAGGACUCAUCUGCAAACAGUGGUAGUGUACAUGUGGGUGCUGAUGUUUUGAAGGUGCGAGCGUGUGUGUGUGUGUUUGAGAGAAGCUGUAUUGCGUUUGCCAGCGUGUGUGUGUUUGCAUGUGUUUAUUCAGAAAGGGCACAUGAUAGAGGAAAGAAAAGCUCUGCUCCCAGCCCCUGUUCACAUUCAGACUCCAACGCGUCACGAUGCAACGAAAACAAAACCCUCAGAGGAGGAUCACUGUCGAGAGAACAUGAUUUGUACUUGUACAUAGGACCCUUUGGGUUUUAAGGGGACGAUAUUUUAAUUUAUUUAUCAAUCUUAGACAAGGAAAGGGAGGUUUGCUUCUUUCUGGCCUGAAGCAGACGGGCGGAGUUUAAACCCCUCCUCACAUCCCCUCAGUCGCUUUCUCUUUGGGUGCUGCGAAAAUCCAAAAGGUUAAAAAAAGAGAGAGAGAAAGAGAAAGAAAGGAUAUCAAUGAUUUUUCUUUUUUGUUCUUCUUUAUUUUGCUCAUGAAUACUAAGUGCAGUGACUUUAUAAUAUUUUUUAUUUUGACCAUCAGUAAAAAGCUACGUGCAGCCCUAAUACCGGCGGCUCGUGUGACAUCAUCACGCCUCCCACUGUGCUCCUCCUCCCUCGCACCGGUCCAGACGGAGCGACGCCAUCCAGCCGCCUCCUGGACGUGUCCUCGCCAGCGUAGCGUAGAUGUUCCACUUUGCUGUAAAACCAAACUGACCAACUCACAGGCUCCAUCACAAUAAUGUACAUAGGUUUCAAAGUAGAGAGUAAUAUAUGAUAAUGUAGAAAACUACACGGGAAAGGAAAAAAGUCCCCUUUUGACUUUUCUUUGUUUUCUUCUUUGAGUGAUUUGAGGUUGUAUUCACACACAAAAGCCAUUUUAAACAACUUUCCAGUUUUCUUUUUUUAACUUUUGAUUUUAGAUUUGUUUGUUUUUUAUCGUAUGUAUGACACGCGUUGUGUGUGUGUGUUUUUUUUUUCCCCCACUCGGUUUGCAUUUGAGUGAAGAAAAGACGAUGUAUGGAUCGACACUACUGCCCGUACUGUAGAGUGAACACGAGCAUUUAUCACACAUGUUAUCUACGCACUGAGGUGGUGUUUUCACGCAGCGGAGGCCUUGUUCUGCUCCUCCUCUGGCUGUCGGAGGGGAAGCGGCUCUGAUCAGUUAAUCGACGGUGUGUAAACGAGUGUGUUUCUAAAAUUCACUGUGGUACCCAGAAGGAGACGGUCAGUGCUUCUGUUCAGAUAUCAGCUCCAUUUUUACCAAAAAAAAAAAAAAACACUAAAAAAGGACAAAAAGAAGGGAGAGACACUUGGUGACAGGAUUUUUCUCACAGCUUCUUCUGAAGAAUGUUUCCAUGAUCUAAAAGCUACAUGUUGAUUUCAAAAUUUAAGAAAAAUGCUAAAAUAAGAAUGUAGACAGACACUGCGUCUGCACCUGGAUCUCUGUGAGUCCACAUACAAUAACCUUAGUGCUCCCUGUUGUUGUGUAGAAUGAACAGGGCUGCACCCCUGAGCCUCCCUCCAGGCAGGUUCUCCUCUGGCAGAAUGAAAAAGGCCUUUCGAAAGAGCGUUUCGAUCGGAGUGGCGGCUCCCGGCUGCAGAGUGGAGGAGCGUUCACGGCCCCAAAACCGGUUACCUCUGCUCAAUCCCCUUCACUUCACAGACACUGAAAAAACAAAAAGCAUCUCACUGGAGGAAACACUCGCAGGGCCCAAUGUGAAACCUGUCCACCAACUGCGAUGUGGUUUUAAUGUGGUAUUAUGUGUAAAAGAAGAAAGCGCUCACUGUGUUGUGACAGUGCCGAGGCCCCUUUUGUCUCAGCCGCUCUCUUCAGGAGCUGCUGAAUGCUUUUACAGUGAAGCGUCCCGGGUCGGAAUCCUCCGGUUUUAUUACGCUUGUCUCGUUUGUCAGAAAGGGAAACAAAAACUUUUAAGUACUUCGGUGCACAUUCCUGCCGAUCCUGCCCGGUUGAAACACGACAAAGUAGUUCCAAACGACCCAUUCCAAGUGUUUUAUUAAGCGAGGGACGUGUGGAGCGCCCGAGUGCGACUAAGCUGGUUUUCAUUCCGAACAAACCACCUCCUCUGAGACUUUUUUUUGUUAAGCUAGUGACUCUCCUCAGUUCCUGCUGGAGUUUGUGCGUAGAAUGUAUUCGCUGGGCGAGAGGAAACGGUUUUAUUAUCGGCCAAUAUUGUACAGAGAAGCUGAUCCCAGAUUUCCCAGUGUAGAGAGGGGGGGAAGAGAAACUCAGGAAAUGUCAGAACCAAUGAAUUAUUUUCAUUUAGAUGAGAGAAUGAGCGUGUUAGAGGAUCGACGGAUGGAUGAAGGAGUGAGUGAGGGAAUCUGGCUGUAAUGUACAGUAGAUAGGACCCAGGUGGAGACAGCAGGAAGAGAGAGAGGGUUGAAAAGUUUCAGGGGUGAAGGGCGACGGGCGGUUUGAUGGCGGACGUGCCACAGUCGUAACGUUUAAGAGGAAGAAAAUCUUCAAAAUAAAAUAAAAAAUCAAACGCCUUUGCAUUUCAGUGAGGUCUUAUCCACAGUACCUUCUAUAUUAUUUUUGCUCUUUCAUAUCAUAUUACACUUUUUUUUUUUUUUCUAGGAUUGCUUUGUAAUAAUUUGUACAGUUUUGCAUGUUAUAGAUGUAAUCAUUUUUGUUUUUCGGUUUGUUGUUUUACUUGGACUUGCUCCUUUUUGAACAGUUUGGGCGUUUUACUGAGGAUAACCCACUACAGGUGAUGUAGAUUCUUUUUUGCACAAAAAAAAAAUAUUUAAGGUGUAAGGUCAAAACAAAAAAUAAUGUAUGGAACUGGCUGCCACACUUAUGUGGACAACUCAUUAUAUUAACCUGACUCCGAUGUAUUUCAAUAAAGCGGAGGGCUGUUACAAAUACAACAGGAAA